CAUGCAGCUGGCACCAAUGGACUGGGGCGCUCCUUCAGCCUCAGCCUCCUGAGUAGCUCAGACCCAGCCGCCAACACCACGCCCGACACCUCUACAUUUUUUAGGUAUACCUUUUUAGUAACCUCUAAAUCAUAAUAAAUGCACGGAGGAGGGGCCAAAGCCUUUUUUCCUGGCAAAUGCCAGUGACACCCGUUCUCAGCACCCAGAAACAGAGGCCAGGAGCGGGGCGGCUGUGGCUGCGCCCUCCGCCCUACUCCGCUGAUCCUGGGGCCGCGCAGUCCCUGCGUCCGGUGGUCACCGCGCCGCCCCUGGCGCACUAGUAGGGUCUGCAGCGUAUCCCGAGGAUCAGUCCGACUUUCCCGCCCCAUACGUGAGGGGCCGUCUCGAAGCCUCUUCCGCCACGGACACUCGAAACUGAUCUCGAAGCCCCUUCCGUCACGGAUACUAGAAACUGAUCUCGAAGCCCCUUCCGCCACGGACACUCGAAACUCUCCCCCGCAGUUAGACCUCAGCCGCCAGCAGCCCGCCGCCCGGCGCCGCAGCUCCCUGCCCGCAGGAGGAGCCACGUCUCGCGCGACUCUCUCCACCUCUCGCGACACUUGCCGCCCGUGCCCUGAGGCCCUGCGCGCCCCACCCGCGGUCGCGCGCCGCGCUCCCCGCCGCCUCACCUUUUCGCCCGGCAUCCGGGCCCGCUACUCGCCCACUGGGAGCGCCGUGGCGCCUGGUGUUCGGCGCGAGCCCGGCGGGGCUGCAGGUUCCGCCCUGCUCCGCUUCGCCCCGCCCGGGCUGGGGUAAAGGCCGCGGCCGGGCCAUGCAGUGUCCUCCUCAGGGAGGGCAGGAGAGCCUGAGGAGUGGCGGGGCCGCCAGAGAGCGAAAUGUCAUCAGUGCAGUCACAACAGGAGCAGUUGUCCCAGUCAGAUCCAUCUCCGUCACCAAACUCAUGUAGUUCCUUUGAGCUAAUAGACAUGGAUGCUGGCAGCUUGUAUGAACCAGUUUCUCCCCAUUGGUUUUAUUGUAAGAUAAUAGAUUCUAAGGAGACAUGGAUUCCUUUCAACUCUGAGGAUUCACAGCAGCUGGAAGAGGCGUAUAGCUCUGGAAAAGAUUGUAAUGGGAGAGUUGUUCCUACUGAUGGGGGCAGAUAUGAUGUUCAUUUGGGGGAGAGGAUGCGGUAUGCUGUAUACUGGGAUGAACUAGCAUCGGAAGUGAGACGAUGUACGUGGUUUUACAAGGGGGACAAAGACAAUAAGUAUGUUCCCUACUCGGAGAGCUUCAGCCAAGUUUUAGAGGAAACUUACAUGCUUGCUGUAACUUUGGAUGAAUGGAAAAAGAAACUGGAAUCUCCCAACAGAGAAAUUAUUAUUUUACACAAUCCAAAGCUUAUGGUGCAUUACCAGCCAGUUGCAGGGUCUGAUGAUUGGGGUUCAACACCCACAGAGCAGGGUCGACCAAGAACUGUGAAGAGAGGAGUUGAGAACAUCUCUGUUGACAUUCAUUGUGGAGAACCUUUACAAAUAGAUCACUUGGUUUUUGUAGUCCAUGGGAUUGGACCAGCUUGUGAUCUCCGCUUUCGAAGCAUUGUACAGUGUGUUAAUGAUUUUCGCAGUGUUUCCUUGAACUUGCUACAGACACAUUUUAAGAAAGCCCAAGAAAAUCAGCAGAUUGGGAGGGUCGAAUUUCUUCCAGUCAACUGGCACAGUCCUUUGCAUUCUACUGGUGUGGAUGUAGAUCUGCAGCGAAUAACCCUGCCCAGCAUUAACCGCCUCAGGCACUUCACCAAUGACACAAUUCUGGAUGUCUUCUUCUACAAUAGUCCCACCUACUGUCAGACUAUUGUGGACACAGUUGCUUCUGAAAUGAACCGAAUAUACACACUUUUUCUGCAGAGGAACCCUGAUUUCAAAGGGGGUGUAUCCAUUGCUGGUCAUAGUUUAGGUUCGCUUAUAUUGUUUGAUAUCCUAACAAAUCAGAAAGAUUCUUUGGGGGAUAUUGACAGUGAAAAGGAUUCGCUAAAUAUUGUAAUGGAUCAAGGAGAUACACCUACACUAGAGGAAGAUUUGAAGAAACUUCAGCUCUCUGAAUUCUUUGAUAUCUUUGAGAAGGAGAAAGUAGAUAAGGAAGCUCUGGCUUUAUGUACAGACCAAGAUCUUCAGGAAAUGGGAAUUCCUUUAGGACCAAGAAAGAAGAUAUUAAACUAUUUCAGCACCAGAAAAAACUCAAUGGGUAUUAAGAGACCAACCCCACAGCCUGCUUCAGGGGCAAACAUCCCCAAAGAAUCUGAGUUCUGCAGUAGCAGUAAUACUAGAAAUGGUGACUAUCUGGAUGUUGGCAUUGGGCAGGUGUCUGUGAAAUACCCCCGGCUCAUCUAUAAACCGGAAAUAUUCUUUGCCUUUGGAUCUCCCAUUGGAAUGUUCCUUACUGUCCGAGGACUAAAAAGAAUUGAUCCCAACUACAGAUUUCCAACGUGCAAAGGUUUCUUCAAUAUUUAUCACCCUUUUGAUCCUGUGGCCUAUAGGAUUGAACCAAUGGUGGUCCCAGGAGUGGAAUUUGAGCCAAUGCUGAUCCCACAUCAUAAAGGCAGGAAGCGGAUGCACUUAGAACUGAGAGAGGGCUUGACCAGGAUGAGUAUGGACCUUAAGAACAACUUGCUAGGUUCGCUGCGGAUGGCCUGGAAGUCUUUUACCAGAGCACCAUACCCUGCCUUACAAGCUUCAGAAACAGCAGAAGAAACUGAAGCAGAACCUGAAUCAACUUCAGAGAAGCCUAGUGAUGUUAACACAGAAGAGACCUCUGUGGCAGUUAAAGAAGAAGUCCUGCCUAUCAAUGUGGGGAUGCUGAAUGGAGGCCAACGCAUUGACUAUGUGCUACAGGAGAAGCCUAUUGAAAGUUUUAAUGAGUAUUUAUUUGCUUUACAAAGCCAUCUAUGCUACUGGGAGUCUGAAGAUACAGUAUUGCUGGUCCUCAAAGAGAUCUACCAAACCCAGGGUAUCUUCCUUGAUCAGCCUUUACAGUAAAAAUGACCCAUCUAUGGCUGCUUAAUGGAUAGAGUUCCUUUAGGAAUGCAGAACUCAGUGGCCUCCACACAGGCUCACCGUGGCUGAAUCCCACAACGACUUCCUAGGUUCCCAGCACGAAGAAACCGGCCAGAAAGGGCUAGCGCUCACCCAGGCAGGCUUGUCUGCUGUCUCUUGUGUCUGCCUUCUUGAGAAAUUUGGCCAGGAAGAUCAGAGACAGUGGAGAGAGAAAUGCAAUAGCCUGAAUCAGAAUGUCAGAGGUUAAAAACAAUCCAAAAAAAAAAGCCACACUCGUGCUCCUACAGGAAAGAGGGACGUGACACAGCAGGACUCACUAGCGCUAACAUAAGGUCUCUGAGUGCGCGUAACCGGGCGCCAGGAAGCGCCACCAGUGAACAGCAGCGCCCAUGCGCUCGGGCCCCGGUACCUCAGGCUGAGGCACAGAGCGCCCGGGAAAACGUCUCAGCCCAAAGAGGCUCGGACACCCUCCUCUCUCAAUCAGGAUCUUAAACACCAGAGCCCUAGGAGGCGGAAUCCAGCGCACAGCAGCGGAGUGGGCAGUGGGUCCCUACAAAGGCCGUCUCGGGGCGGAAAACGCACAGGUGCCCGCGGGAAGCCCGGUCACGGGGAGGGAGAAGGGACGAUCUUUCUCCACGCACAAACAUCGGCUUGGUGGGGAAAUACUCCGCCUCCACGUAGGGGUUCCGGUAGAGCCACAUCUCCUCCGGCUGGAUGAGUCUCUGGAACGGGGGGAGCAGCUCCGUCACCCUAGAGGGGAACAAAGAAGCGCAGAGCAGGUCGCCUGGCUUCCUCCCUGCUUCCCCACUGCCCGGCCCGCCGCCCCCUGCCGCCCGCCUGCCUGGGAAGCGGGGCCGCCCGGGCCCGGCCGUGGAUCUUACAGGAAGGCCGCGAACAGCGCGAGCCGCACCCCCACUUCGGCCCCAAAGGCCACCGCCGCGGCCGCCGCCUUCCCCAUCCGGCCGCGAGCCCCGAGCGACGCUGCGCUGACGUGGCCGCCUCCGCGGGGAGGGCCGGGUCGGGAACUGCGCACCGCCCCCUCUCCCAGUCGCCCGCGCUGCGGCGGCUCCCCAGGAAGCCGGCUUGGCGGCUGUGCCGAGGGCAUCGUCUGGCAAAGGGGACGCAAAGCCAACGGAGCUGCCCUCUGGUGCGUUCAGCAGGGAGCCAGCGGCCCAGUUCCAGCCGAGUAGGUCGGCGUGCGGUCCAUCAGCAGCUCCUCUCCACGGCCCAACCACACCACCGCGGGGAGCGGCCUUCUCCUGGGACCUCGCCUCUAAAUGGAAAACCGAACAGCCCGCUCUCAGAUCCUCCUUCCUUAGCAACACAGCCGCAUUCUGCAGGAAGCUACACUGCCUGAGGUUGGCUGGAUUGUGUCAUUUAGUCCUCCCACCCAGGAUGGCCUCCUGGCCACAGUGUUGUAGCAAAAAAUUAUUGGCAAAGAACAAGCCCACAUAUUUAAUUUGGAACAUACAGGACAAUUUAUUGAAGUCAAUCUCAAGCAAAAUAUGAAAUCAGUGGAAUGUCAUUAAAAACCUUUCCAAAUUAAUCCUCACGGAAGCAAAAAACACAUUGGAAUUCCAAAGUAUUUGUAAAAUAAAAAAGGCAACAUCUCAGUAAAUAUAAUGUACAAAAAUUAUGUUCCUACCAGCACACACAUCAGUAAAGAAGCUUAAAUAUUACAGGCAACCCUAAAUACACUAUAACUAGUCAACAAUAAGCUAUCUAUAUACAGGUUAACCAAGCUUUACACGUUUCACACUAUGCAAUAAAACAUAGGCCAAUCAACAAAAUCCUCAAAAUAUUAUAUAUCUUGAAGUCUAUGUGGCAACAUCAAGUCAUUAUACAGUAAUGCCCUAGUGGAACACCCCCAGGGAAAAUUAACACUAAUCCCUUAGUGUCAAGAGCUUCUAGCCAAGUCACAGAAACUCAAAAGAGAUUGACUUUAAUGAAUAUUGAUGCUUUGUUAUUAAAGACUCAAGUCUCAAGUGAUUUAGGCAAAGUAACGGUUCACAGGAUCUACAAAGUUUAUUACAGAUAAAGUACAGAAAUAGCCAAUCUACAAAGAUCAUUAUCAUAAAGAACACGAGAAAAUGAAAACGGAGUCUGUAGAUAUCUGUGUUUGUUGUGCAAUAUCACUCAAAUGGGUACAAAUGAAUUUCUCAUAUCAAUUCCAAAUAUACACAUACCCUUGUAUAUAAAAAAUGGUAUUAGCCAGUUGUAAUACUCAUUUAGCAUCUUGGUUAUUAGUGGCAAUAUAAUUUUCUUAACAUAGGGCAUGUAACAGGACAAAUGAGAUAAAAUAAUAACAACAAAGUAAGUUUUAUCCAGUCCAUUUCUAAACUGACAAGAAUACCUUAUCAAUACCUUAUAUAGGUAAUCUGACAGAUACUUGAGGGCUGUUUGCACACAUCAAGUGUGUUGGCAGGCAGGGAGGGGAGCAGUAAAAGCUGAGGGUGCUUUCUCGCUAACUAGCAGAUGCGGUAAUGCCACAUAAGAAAACUAAGGACUGAAUAAAUGACUUUGGCAUCUAUUCUAUUUUCCCUUUUUACUUACAUGUAAAUUACUUUUACAGCCUAGUGAAGGACAGGCAAUUCUCAUCCCCCUCCCCCUUCAUACAUACGUGCCACAAGCACCCAAACUUGUCACUUGUGCAAUGGACUGACCAAAACAAAACAAAAAACAGAAAUGUUUUUUGAAAGACACGGAUUACCCACAUUUUGGGAGUGUAACAUAAGUGCAAUUUUUUGUUUAUUUUUUUCCCUACAUAGACAUAGUAAAAGGAAAGAAGAUGUGCUUGGGGAGAAGGUUGACAAAAUGACAAAAUAAAGAACGUACAUAAAAAGUAUUUGUAAAAAUGCUGGUAUCUCAUGCAGGAGUCUCUUCCUCAAAUGUGUUCAGUCUGAGCUAUCUACUGUGAACACUCUCCCAUUUGCAGAACUUCACCUUUAAUCCACGCUAAAGAGGAUAAGAGACUAGGCUAUUUAUUUUCAAAACAGUUUACAAAACAAUGCUUUCUACUUCAUAAAUGUAAAAAGAAACUGUAAAAUAAGGAGAAUCUGAAGAGUUUCAAGUACUUAAAAAACCUGAAUUCAAUGAGGCAGAGGUCUCAAUGUUAAAGUGACUACUUCGUACCUGUGGUAAACAUUAUCCCCCCCCCUUACCCUAUUAUAACCCCCUUUCUCCUGGUACCCCACCCCAGGUAAAAGUUGGUGAGAUUUCAGUAUAUACACAUUUCCAACUUUUCAGUAUUUGUUAAUUCAUUGCAAAGCUGUCUAAUUAUAGUAUUCCCUAGUCCAUCUGAAAAUGGAAGCAAGUUCUACUUUUUGUUUUACAUAUAACCAGAGACCAAUUCUAGGUGGCCCUAGGCCAAAGGAAAGUGUUUCCAUUCAUCAGUUCAUGUCUGCACCAACUUGGACAACUGGGGGUGGCUGGAUGCAUCAGCCUUGUGAAAAGUAACUUUAGUCUACGCUGCCCAGAAAUAAAGCAACUUUCCAAUGUCCUUUUUCUCAUGUGGAGUACAUAGAAUGUCAGCUUCCCAGCCGUGAGGGCUCCAUAGCCACUGUUUUCUUAUCUUAUUAAGAGGACAUGGCAUGUAGCAGCCAACACCUUGACUUUAAGGUGAAUGCUAAAGGAAGAGCUUUGUAUUUAAAAUGACAUGAAAGACAAGCAACAAGUCCUGGGCAGUCCAGAGAUUGUAUUCUCUACAGAUGGCCUGUUUGCAAACUGUAGGUCUGGGUUUGACCUAUUGGAAUACACCAUGCAAGAAACUACUCAAAAAGGAAAUUCCAUUUCAUGAACCAGGAAAGUUGUCCAACAGCCUGUCCCAUCUGAGGGUCCUUUACAUGAUUAGAUACUCAAUAUCUCAGUUCUACAACGUUAUUUACAGACAUGUUUUCAAAUAUUUUGUGUAAAUGGCAGAAGGGAGCUGGGAGCAGUCCCCCUGCCUCCAUUACUUUUUUAGCUUUCAGAUAUGUUCUUGACUUGUACAGAAAAUUCCAAAUUUUAAAUGAUUCCCAAACUCAGCCAGUUCUAUAGAUGAGGCCAGAUCAUUUUUGAGAAUUAAGAUAGAGUGGGAGCUUGUUAAAACAAAAAUGAAAAUAAAACCCACCUCACUCCUGUAUCUCUCCCUGAUUAGACAUUAAAGAGGUGAAUCACUGCCUCUGGCUGCUUCAGCCUUCCAGGAAUGAAGGGCCAUCCACCUUGCCCUUCUCAGCCAGCCACAGGCAGCUCUUCCGA
Messenger RNA from Pongo pygmaeus (Bornean orangutan), 7265 nucleotides. It is a transcript of the gene DDHD2, whose product is annotated as DDHD domain containing 2. Lineage: Eukaryota; Metazoa; Chordata; Mammalia; Primates; Hominidae. The transcript has 18 exons. The record is from RefSeq and is a predicted model, not a curated record. Bases 876 to 3011 code for a protein of 711 amino acids. Gene Ontology annotation, molecular function: glycerophospholipase activity; protein binding; triacylglycerol lipase activity. Gene Ontology annotation, cellular component: cytoplasm; COPII-coated ER to Golgi transport vesicle.